This is a messenger RNA of Salvia splendens (bonfire salvia), 824 nucleotides long. Its product is annotated as eukaryotic translation initiation factor 5A-4. Gene Ontology annotation, molecular function: translation elongation factor activity; RNA binding; ribosome binding. The record is from RefSeq and is a predicted model, not a curated record. Bases 56 to 535 code for a protein of 159 amino acids. Gene Ontology annotation, biological process: positive regulation of translational elongation; positive regulation of translational termination. Lineage: Eukaryota; Viridiplantae; Streptophyta; Magnoliopsida; Lamiales; Lamiaceae. The transcript is spliced from 5 exons.
CUAGCCUCGCUCACAAUUCCAGUCAAUCCCUUUCCCCUUUCCGGCCAUAUCGACGAUGUCUGACGAGGAGCACCAGUUCGAGUCAAAGGCCGACGCCGGCGCCUCCAAGACUUACCCCCAGCAGGCCGGCACUAUCCGUAAGAACGGUUACAUUGUUAUCAAAGGCCGCCCCUGCAAGGUUGUUGAGGUUUCAACUUCCAAAACUGGAAAGCACGGCCACGCAAAAUGUCACUUUGUUGCAAUUGACAUCUUCACUUCGAAGAAGCUCGAGGAUAUCGUUCCUUCUUCCCACAACUGUGAUGUUCCACAUGUUAACCGCACUGACUACCAGCUUAUCGACAUCUCUGAAGAUGGAUUUGUGAGCUUGCUGACUGAUAGUGGCAACACCAAAGAUGAUCUCAGGCUUCCAACUGAUGAGACUCUCCUUACUCAGAUCAAGGAUGGAUUUGCCGAAGGGAAGGACCUUGUUGUGAGUGUUAUGUCUGCCAUGGGGGAGGAGCAGAUUAAUGCUCUCAAGGACAUUGGUCCCAAGUAGUUUGGGGUUGAUAUGAUAUGGGAGGACCAUUUACCAUCUUGUUAUUCUGGAUGCUUUAGACUGGAUUAUUGAUGGUUUGUGUCCUUGACGAUGAAGAGACCACCUUGUUGUGGUAUGUUGAAAACUCGAGUCUUCCUGCGUAGCCAUGUGUUUAUAUGUAUGUGCUGAAUCUUGACGAGUUUUUACGUCGUAUGAUUUCAAAAUUGCUUGCUAAAUAAGAUUGGUGAUGAUAUAUUGUUGGUAUUUUGAUUAUUAGUGGGAAUUAUAUGUUAUUGAUGAGUUUGUGUUA